AUGGCCGAGGGGAAUGAGGAGUUUGGUCUGACCCUGGGGUUUAUGUCCAAGGACAAGUUCCGUAAGAUGGCCGAAGGGGUCUCCUCGUUCGCACAGCAGCCACAGGACGUGGUGGUGGUGGCCGGGCAGCCGGCCAAUCUCCUCUGCGCCAUCCCUGGGUACCGCGGCAUCGUGCUUUGGAUUAAAGACGGCCUGGCGCUGGGAGUUGGUCGCGAUCUCUCCGGUUAUCCGCGCUACUCUGUGGUCGGCGAACAUUCCUCUGGAGAACAUCACUUGAAGAUUCAAAGAGCUGAACUCCAAGAUGAUGCCACGUACGAGUGCCAGGCCAUCCAGGCGGCCAUCAGAUCCCGUCCGGCCCGGCUCACCGUGCUCGUUCCCCCGGAUGAUCCUGUAAUUAUUGGAGGUCCGGUGAUCAGCCUCCGAGCCGGCGACCCACUGAAUCUGACCUGCCACGCGGAAAACGCCAAGCCGGCGGCCACCAUCAUCUGGAUGAGGAACGGCGAAGUCCUGAACGGAGCGACGUAUUCCAAGACUUUGUUACGAGACGGGAAACGGGAAAGUAUCAUCAGCACCCUGUUCGUGUCCUCAUCGGAAAUAGAGAACGGUCAAACCAUAACGUGCCGCGCCACAAACAAAGCUGUGCCGGGAGGAAAAGACACGACGGUCACCAUCAACAUCCAGCACCCGCCAUUGGUCAAUCUGACUCUGGAGCCACAGCCGGUUCUAGAAGAUAAUGUCGUAAAAUUUCACUGCUCAGCAAAGGCCAAUCCAGCGGUCACCCAGUACCGCUGGGCCAAAGGAGGGCAGCUCAUCAAGGAGGUGACAGAAGACACCUAUGAGACAGUGGUUGAUUAUUCCUUCUUCACUGAGCCCGUCUCCUGCGAGGUGACAAACGCUUUGGGCAGCACCAACGUCAGCCGGACCGUGGACGUGUACUUUGGACCUCGCAUGGUCACAGAACCCGAGUCCGUUCUUGUGGACCUUGGAUCCGAUGCCACAUUUCACUGUGCGUGGACCGGUAACCCCUCGCUCACCAUUGUGUGGAUGAAGCGUGGCUCGGGGGUGGUACUGAGUAACGAUAACUCCCUAACAUUGAAAAAUGUUCGCCAGGAGGAUGCUGGGAAGUACGUCUGCCGCGCAGUCGUGCCUCGAGUGGGCGCUGGCGAGAGAGAACUUACCCUUACAGUAAAUGGACCCCCCAUCAUCUCCAGCACACAGACCCAGCAUGCGCUUCAUGGCGAGAAAGGACAGAUCAAGUGCUUUAUCCGCAGUACGCCCCCUCCAGACAGAAUAGCCUGGUCUUGGAAGGAGAAUGUUCUGGAGUCGGGAACCUCUGGACGGUACACGGUCGAGACGGUCAGCACGGACGAAGGGGUCAUCUCAACCUUGACCAUCAGUAACAUUGUGAGGGCUGAUUUCCAAACUAUCUACAACUGCACGGCCUGGAAUAGCUUCGGAUCGGACACGGAGAUCAUCAGACUAAAAGAACAAGAUCCGAACAUGCAGUCAGGAGCAAGUACGGACCCAGAGUCGGUCCCGGUGACUGUGAUUAUUGGAGUAGCGGUGGGCGCUGGCGUGGCAUUCCUUGUUCUCAUGGCAACCAUUGUUGCAUUCUGCUGCGCUCGGAACCAAAGAAAUUUAAAGGGUGUAGUAUCUGCAAAAAACGACAUUCGGGUGGAAAUUGUACAUAAAGAACCAUCUACUGGGAGAGAGAAUGAGGACCAUUCUUCAAUCAAACAGCUAAUGAUUGACAGGGGAGAAUUCCAGCAAGACUCGGUACUCAAACAGCUGGAGGUCCUGAAAGAGGAGGAGAAGGAGUUCCAAAACUUAAAGGAUCCAACCAAUGGCUACUACAGCGUGAACACGUUCAAGGACCUUCAGUCGACGCCGACAAUUUCUCUUUCCAACUGCCAGCCAGAUCUCCGACCGGCCAACAAGCAGCGGGUUCCUACCGGCAUGUCGUUCACCAACAUUUACAGCACGCUGAGCGGCCAGAACCGACUGUACGAUUACGGCCAGCGCUUCGUCCUGGGGAUGGGAAGCAGCUCCAUCGAGCUUUGCGAACGCGAGUUCCAGAGAGGGUCCAUGAGCGACAGCAGCUCCUUCCUGGACACGCAGUGCGACAGCAGCGUCAGCAGCAGCGGAAAACAAGAUGGCUACGUCCAGUUUGACAAAUCCAGUAAAGCUUCGGCCUCCUCUUCCCACUACUCCCAGUCCUCGUCUCAGAACUCUGACCCAAGCAGGCCUCUACAGAGGAGAAUGCAGACACACGUGUGAAACUGCCCUACACGGGGGCUUUUCUGAAAUGUAUGGGUGGGCAGGGGAGCAGGUGACAUUCAGUAAAGGUUCCAGAGCGAGCACCGCAGACAGCUUUGAACCCAACUGAAGGGAACGAUCCUCUCUGGUUGACAUAUUUAUUUAGUUUUAUAUUUAUAUGAGAAGGAGAGGAUCCUCCUAUUGUAAAAAGCACUUUGUUCAAUGGAGUUCGACAAGCCAUGGUCUCCUUGGUGGGUGGGAACAAAAAUAAUUUUUAUAAACUAUCCCUAAACAUACGUAAUUUAAAAAAAGCCCCAUUUGUGGCCGGAGCUGUGGCCCAGACUUUAUUGUCUCAACUAGGAAUUUAGCCAUUAGCAAGCACAACGUUGGUACCAAGACGCGUCACCGAGAACUCUGGAAAGAGCCUGUUCUAGAUCGGAAAAUGAGUUUUGUGAUCAACUGUGGUUCUGUAUUUCCAUAAAUCCUACCAAAAAAAAAAACAA
Messenger RNA from Spea bombifrons (plains spadefoot toad), 2759 nucleotides. It is a transcript of the gene KIRREL3, whose product is annotated as kirre like nephrin family adhesion molecule 3. Gene Ontology annotation, molecular function: cell adhesion molecule binding. The record is from RefSeq and is a predicted model, not a curated record. Lineage: Eukaryota; Metazoa; Chordata; Amphibia; Anura; Pelobatidae. Gene Ontology annotation, biological process: synapse assembly; cell-cell adhesion. The transcript is spliced from 17 exons. Gene Ontology annotation, cellular component: cell-cell junction. Bases 1 to 2277 code for a protein of 758 amino acids.